Messenger RNA from Humulus lupulus (European hop), 1511 nucleotides. Its product is annotated as UDP-glucuronic acid decarboxylase 6-like. Bases 179 to 1219 code for a protein of 346 amino acids. The record is from RefSeq and is a predicted model, not a curated record. Gene Ontology annotation, cellular component: cytoplasm. The transcript has 13 exons. Gene Ontology annotation, biological process: D-xylose metabolic process. Lineage: Eukaryota; Viridiplantae; Streptophyta; Magnoliopsida; Rosales; Cannabaceae. Gene Ontology annotation, molecular function: NAD+ binding; UDP-glucuronate decarboxylase activity.
GUGAUUGCUUAUGAUACACCACCAUCCAAGCAGUAUCUAUAUAUAUACACACACAUAUAUUAUCAUAUGAAGACUGUAAAUUGUAACAACGUUUACUGGAAGGAAAAAAAAAAAGCUCAAAGCAAAGCUUGAUUUUCAUUCAUCUUUUCUAUUCAAGGAUUUGAGUAAGAUCUGAGCAAUGGCGAAGGAAGCUUCAAAUGGGAAUAGCAAUGUGACUACAAAACCACCUCCAUCCCCAUCUCCUUUAAGAAAUGCCAAGUUCUUCCAGGCCAAUAUGAGAAUCUUGGUAACUGGAGGAGCUGGAUUUAUUGGCUCUCACUUGGUGGACAGGUUGAUGGAAAAUGAAAAGAAUGAGGUGAUUGUUGUGGAUAAUUACUUCACUGGUUCAAAGGACAAUCUGAAGAGAUGGAUUGGUCAUCCAAGAUUUGAGCUUAUCCGUCAUGAUGUGACAGAGACAUUGCUGGUUGAGGUUGAUCAAAUAUACCAUCUUGCUUGUCCUGCUUCCCCGAUCUUCUACAAAUACAACCCUGUAAAGACUAUAAAGACAAAUGUCAUCGGUACAUUGAAUAUGUUGGGACUUGCCAAGCGAGUUGGUGCAAGGAUUUUGCUUACAUCAACUUCUGAAGUGUACGGAGAUCCUCUUAUGCAUCCUCAGGAUGAAACUUACUGGGGAAAUGUCAACCCAAUUGGAGUUAGGAGUUGUUAUGAUGAGGGAAAGCGAGUUGCUGAAACUUUGAUGUUCGAUUAUCACAGACAGCAUGGGAUUGAGAUACGUAUUGCUAGAAUUUUUAACACCUAUGGACCGCGUAUGAAUAUUGAUGAUGGUCGUGUGGUUAGUAAUUUCAUUGCACAAGCAGUUCGUGGUGAGCCAUUGACCGUUCAAGCGCCUGGAACACAAACACGUAGUUUCUGUUACGUGUCAGACAUGGUUGAUGGCCUUAUUAGACUUAUGGAAGGAGAGAACACUGGGCCGAUUAACAUUGGAAAUCCAGGUGAGUUUACUAUGCUUGAGCUUGCAGAGACUGUUAAGGAGCUCAUCAACCCAGAUGUGGAGAUCAUAUCAGUUGAAAACACACCAGAUGACCCUCGCCAAAGGAAACCAGACAUCACAAAAGCCAAGGAGCUACUUGGUUGGGAGCCAAAGAUCAAGUUGCGCGAUGGCCUUCCACUCAUGGAGGACGAUUUCCGGACAAGACUUGGGGUCACCCGAAAGAAUUGAACGGCAUAGCUUACAAAUGCAAAUGAGAAUGAUGAAGAUGCUGAGAAGAGCUGACAUCUGGAUAAGCCUCUUCUUCCCUACGGUUUUCUUUGUUUCAUAUAUUAUCUAGGAAAAAUAAAAGGUAUUAGGAUCUUUUCUUGUUAUCCAGUUAUCUGAAGGAUUUGGGGUACUUUGAAUGGGUUCUGACAAUAUUAGGUUUUCAUACAAAGAUUAUUUUGUUUCGUGAAAGAGUGCCUUUUUUUUUAUGAAGAAUAUAUUGAUUUGGUCGUCUCCUGAUGAGCCAGUUUUAUCA